CCGUCUGCUCCACUCUCCUUACCUCCCUCGCUAAAGCAAAAACCACACACAAUCGAAGCUCGCAAUAGUUUUUGAUACCUUUUUUUUCUCAUUUUCUUUGGCUUUCUCUUCUCCUCUUUUUCUUGUUCAAUUUCUUGUCACCACUCCGGCGACUCGCCGGACUUUGAAACUCUUGUCCUGAAAAUAUGGAGGUUUCAGCGAGCAGUCGUUGUUUCGAUUGCCAAAGCCAAAACGUCACGUUCUCUUGUCGGACGUAUUUCGUCAACUUUAAACUUAUUUGUAAACCCUAAUCAAAAGCGACUUAGCGGAGUUUCGAAGUUAUUCCAUGCUUUGUCUAGCAAAUCAGAGGCAUAAUAGUAUAUAAUAAUUGCAGAUAAAAGGUACUUAUUUUAGCUUAAGACUCUAGAAUUUUGGGUAAACGCUUUGGAUUUUCAAAAAGCUUUGGGUUUCUGUGUCGAUUCGCUUCGCUGAUUUGGUUAGAAAGAGAGAGACUGAUGGUUUCGACGGACGUGUAGAGAGUAGAAGCAUCGCCUUUUUUUUUUUUGUUCGGUUUACUAAAUUUUCAACUAAUGUUUAGGUUUCUUCAAAACAUUAAUAAUCUUUAUUCGUUCUCAUGUUUUGGAAUUGAGGGCGAAGAGAUUUAUGAGGAUUAGUGUAGAAGAGUUCAGAGAUUUUUUUGCGUUGUGUGAUUUUGUUUGUAAACUAACUACAAAUUUGUUUACUCGAGAAACAAUAUUAGGUUUUGAAAAUUGGAGAAAUGUUUAUGAUUGUAUUUGAAAGAUCGGUCGUAGUAUCUCUUGAACGACGGUGAUCAUGCCUUUUGCGAUGAAGAUACAGCCGAUCGACUCUCAGACAGCAGAAGAAUCGUUUUUUUAUUCCGAACCAGUAAAGCCGGUGGUGAAAUCGCGACUCAAGGGGCUCUUCGAGCGCCAGUUUUUGAAUAAUUCAGCCGCGGAGAAGGCUGGCUUCGUCGUCGAGGAGCCGCCGCCGCUACACUUCAGCAAGGAUAACUGUAAUGGUGGUGGCUCGGCUGACUUCGAGCCUAGCUCAGUCUGUUUGGCGAAGAUGGUACAGAACUUUAUUGAGGAGAACAACGAGAAGCAACAAUCCAGCGCCGUCAGGUGUGGCCGCAGCCGUUGCAACGGCUUCAAUGGCAGCUGUAGCGACAGCUCCGAAGACGAAUUGGACUCUUAUUUCGGUGAUACCAACCUCGCUUCCUCUGGCGAAACCUAUGAAAUUCUGAAGAGUUUGGUGCCUUGCACAAGUGUUUAUGAAAAGAAUUUACUAACGGACACGGCGAAGAUUGUAGAGAAGAACAAGAUCUGUAAGCGGAGAGACGAUAAUUGCAGGAAGAUAGUGACUGAUGGAUUGUUGGCACUCGGAUACGACGCCUCUAUUUGUAAAUCUCAUUGGGAUAAAUCCCCCGCUUACCCCGCCGGUGAUUACGAAUACGUAGACGUGAUAAUUCAAGGUGAAAGAUUGAUAAUUGACAUUGAUUUCAGAUCAGAAUUCGAAAUUGCUCGAUCGACGAAGACUUAUAAAUUGGUUCUCCAAAGACUGCCUUACAUCUUUGUGGGUAAAGCGGAUCGCCUUCAGAAGAUUAUAGGCAUCUUAUCGGAGGCGGCCAAACAGAGCCUCAAGAAAAGAGGGAUGCAUAUCCCGCCAUGGAGAAAAGCUGAUUAUAUCGAGGCCAAGUGGCUUUCUCCUCACCUGCGUGAAAUUAAGAACAACCGCCCUCUGGGUUUAACUGAAAGCGAGUUUGAGAUAAGUCAUGGGGAGAACAAUAACUCGGUGGAUGAUGGUGAAUUGGGAGAGUCUAUGUUUGUUUUGUCUGAAAGUUCAGAAGAAGAGAAGAAAGUUUGGAAUCCACCUGAAGUUAAGCCCAGGAGUUUGCAGAUCGACGCGAAGAUUGUGACUGGCUUGGCUUCACUCAUUGAAGAUCAUCAGCCAUUAAUUUUUUUUUUUUUAAAUAAUGGGCAUCAUCAUAUAAAUCCCCUUCUGGUUUUUAUGUAAGGGUGUUUUACUGGUAUCAUCAAUAAAAUCCUCGUAUGAAUCGUAGGUUAUUAAAA
Molecule: messenger RNA, 2069 nt
Organism: Mangifera indica (mango)
Lineage: Eukaryota; Viridiplantae; Streptophyta; Magnoliopsida; Sapindales; Anacardiaceae
Exons: 3
Coding region: 814-2013 (399 amino acids)
Source: RefSeq, a predicted model, not a curated record